UGUUACGCAUGCGCAGAGCUGACUGCGGCUCGUCAAACAUGAGUACAGCGGGCCGGAGGUCCUAACUAAUCCGAGAAAACAUUGUAUUUUCAUGCUCCCUUCACUACCACCGCAUAUAAAGUGUAGGUGAAGCGCUGACAUCUUCAUGGGCGACAUGAGCCAGUCUUCUAGCAGAGUCAAACUCAACCGAGUCGCCCUGAAGGACGUGGUUGGAGUCAAAGUAGCCCCACGGCGGAGGAAAGUCCCGAACUCAAGGACAGACACCCCGAAGGAGGAAGACUCGUCCAUGUUGGAAGACUCGGGAUGGAAUAAACCCCCCCGGGGUGUUUUAUCACACAGGAAGACCGCGGAAAACGGGCGGGCCACUUCCACGAGGCAGGAGAAGCGCGUAGGUAUGCAUGUGGAGGCUGUUCAACCACACCCAAAGGAGCGCCGCCUACAGACGGGCCCCAAAACCACCAACAUGCCCCGCAAGACUAAAGUAAUUGUCGCUGCGCCGCUAGCCUCGAGGAAAUCCUCGAAACGGCGCGAUCUUAGUAAUGGUAGAAGUGUUAGCGGCGCUCGAGGCAGAGAGGAGCCACGCGCGAGGAAGGCCAAGUCCGCGCGCCGUCUCCUUCCGCCCGCCUCUGCGGCGCCGAGGCCGCCGCCAUCAAACAAUAACAGGACAAACUCUCCUGGACCUGCAGAGUUUGAAAGUUCUGUUAGGAGAUCCAAUGGCUCCUUUGACGCUGUUUGCCAGGAGUUCAAGCACCCCCCCCUUCCAUGGAGGAGUGAUUCUAAACGAGGAGGGAAGCGUUUGAGCUCUGACCUGGUUCAGGGUCAGCCCAAAAGUAAAAAGACAACUGCAGAUGGAUCUAAGGAGACGAAGUUGUGGAUGAAUCCCACUGUGGUUCUGUGUGACAUAGCUAAAGGUUGCAGCGCCUGUAGACACGGAUGUGGCCUCAUCUUACCCAAAGGUCUCAUGAACAAAGCCAUGCGCUGCUUCAAGCAAGCCGUGUUAACUGGACAACAGUUUUGGCCCGGUCGUGAAUUUCUUAAUCAACAGAGUCGCAGAGACCAGACAGAACUGUAUGGAGCACAGGUUCCACCAGAACCUGUUUGUGAGGAAAACCAGGAUGAGUCCUUCACCUGCCAGAGAGUCAGUAUGUACACCAGGAAGGUACCAUAUUCAUGCGCUCGCACCAACAUCCCCUGGCCAUUCGGGAAAGGUCACCUAAGUUCUCAUGGAGCUGUAGCCUCCUCUUCUUUGGAGGGUGGCGAUUUAUCACCGAGUAACUCUGUGACCGAGCACCCAAACCAGGCGGGUUCUCCGUCCUCCUUUACUUCAGGUAACCUGGACUCUUCUCAUUCUAGUCAAUCAACUCCCCCAUUUCCUCAAGACGAAGACCAGAUCGACAAGAGUCUUCCAGGAAAACCGCUUUCAAAUGAAAACUGGAUCCACCUCAAGAGCUUGUUUCUGUGUGGCUUCCUAAAGGCAGGCUACAUGAAAACAGACACCAACCAGUUCAUCCUGCCUACGCUUCUCUCUCCGGUCGCCUCGCCACAUAACCCUGAUCAAAACUCAAGCAGCUCUGAUGAAGAGGAGCAAACGAAGGACCAGCAGUCAUCUCCUGAACGUCACAGGCUGCAAAACCGAACCGAAGGAGGUUUCAGCUGCAGCCCCUGUCCAGGAAAAGCCAAGGCCUCCCUCUGGAACGAUGAAGAUGAGCCUGAAGGUAAGGAGGAUGAAUGUGAUGAACAUGAGCAGGCUGUGGGACUCGCGGGGGAAGAUGCCUCCCAUUCUAAAACAAAGAGUCCAGCAGAGAGCCCCAGCUCACCUGUUCAGACCGACACUCCGCCCCGCAGCGGCAAGGAGGAUCUGCCCGUUCUGGACGAAAUCACGGCGUAUGAACAUGAUAUCCUGCUGGUAGAUGUGAUUCAGAACGACCUUGAGCUGUUUGUGGAGCCCCCCAAAAAGAGUCUGCUUAGGCUGGGUCCCGCGCGGGGAUCUAAGGCCCCUAAUAAGACGGCUCCAGCUGCUGUGAGGGUGUCAUUUGCAGUGGGCGGAGCCCCAGGUAAAAUGGCUCAAAGCCUGACCUCUGAGAAGAAGGAUUUCUGCUGCGAUGGUCAGGACGCUGCAGCAGAGAGUGACAGCAGACCAUGGAGACCUCGUUGCAGCAGCACCACCCUGCCCAGCCUGCAGAACGCAAGCUCCGCCCCAGACGAGCACAGCAAACAUGUGGCUCAGUGUGAUACCAACAACAACCAUGUGGACAGCGUCUUUAAAAGGAUUCAGCCCAUCCAGACGGUCAGCUCUUCUCUUCUGUCUGCAGGAACCGAUCCCUGGAUUAAAAAUGCGCUCGGCGGGUCAGAGUUCCGGCGCCAGAAGUCCAAUUCUUACUGCAGACAGUAUUUCAGUGAGUCGCUGACCUGCGGGUUCAAGAUGUGUCGCUUCCAGCAUCUUCCUGUGGAGGGGGACGAGAAGUUCUGCGUUGAAACUGUAAUGAGGUUCAUGAAGAACCCAGCGUGCCUGCAGAAAGCUGGAGUUGUUUUUACCGGGUACUACACCAGCAGCCCCCCCGGGGUGUACUUCUCCAUGCCGCUGCUCCGGUCCCUCCUCUGGGCUCUGCUGAAAGCCGGGAUGGUGUCUGACGUCUUCUCCGUCCUGCGGGUCACUUUGACCCACCCACCCACGAGUUCCUGCUCGACCUUUUCAAAUUUGUGCGGGAAAAGUCUCUCACUGGCUUUGUUCCUGAGCUCUUGAAGCUCACGUUUAAGAUGGCGAGCGUUGGUCUGGAUCUCAGCUUGGAUUGCCUGGACUGUGUGAAGAACAUGCCUCUGUUCCAGCAGACAGUUGCUGCAGCCUCUCCACACCAGAAGCUAUCUCCUAGCACACCGAUACCGGACUACCUGAACUUGGCUCACGCCGUUGUUGAAGUCGAGCUGUGCACCAAACAGGAGGACUGGAAGCGCAUGGGGAAAGUCUUUUGCUCCAUUUGCCAGUCCAGCUAUCACCCCAACCAGGUGGAGAGCAUCAGCGGCCGCAUCGCCAUCGCGCUCCUGUCUGAGAGCAAAGACAAGCUGUCGCUGCCGUUCGCUGCCUUUGUGGAAACAGUGUUCCAGAGUGAAGGGGAGGGCAGCCUGGUGAGGAUCUUUGUUGGCAGGAUUGGAGUCUCUUUGAUGUUGAGAUACCAUAAAACUCACCAGUGGUUGAAGGGCCGCGCCGUGGUGGAGAUCCUGUCCCUCUGGAAGGUCGGCUACACCACCAUGAAGGGUCUGUUCGGGAACGAGGACUGCGCGUCACGCUGCAGGCUGGUCACCGUGGCGACAGAGCUUUUCCUGCUGAGCGGCAGCGUGGAGGGGGCCCUAAACACGCUCCGGGAGAAUGCCUGGUUCCUGAGCUCCUGCUCAUGGCCGUGUGACCCUGCAGACCUGGAGAACCGGGCUCGCGUUCUGAAACACCUGGCUGAGAAGACCUCUCAGAGAGAGACGCUGGAGAUCCUGCGAAACAUGCCAGACGUCUCAAAGUGCACGUCUAUGUUCAACUCUCACCUCCAAGCUUGCGUGGACAGACAGAUCCUCCCCGUCGCCUCAGACACGGUGGACUUCAUGCUGUCUAAAAAGCUUGCAGUCGACCACACGCUGCUGCAGACUCUGUUGCACAAGCUGGGGAAGCAGAACCUCUGGCUCCGAGCACGGGAAGUCUUCAGGCACUCCCUGAAAGCGGGGCUCUACCCCGGGGUGUCCGCCCCGCCGGAGGUCAUGACGCUGGUCAUCCCCUGUGGGCUCGGGGAGGUGGAGCAGGUCCUCGCGCUGGAGAUGUUCAUCACCGUCAACUCCUCGCUCAUCCUGCAUCUUCCUGACUCCUCCCCCUCCACUCUCAGCAUCACCCUCACAAGGAGUGACAUCAGUGAGAGCGACUACCUGUCCGCAGGGAGCCGCCUCCUCACAGCAGCUUGUGUCCCGCAGCCCAAACUCACCGUCCACUACACCGCCGUUAACUCCUCCCAGGAGCAAGUGUUCAAGCUGGACAUCCCCUCCGCUCGCCGCUGGCUCCGUCACAAUCAUUCAUGGGCCAGUGAGGUGUGGGGGCGCUGAAAAUGGGACCUCCCCCAAAACGUUUCAGGUUUGGAAAACUCAAACACCAUGGAUGAAAUCAGGGACUCUCCAUCCGUUCUGCUGCUCCCCCUUUUCAAUCCUAGUCGUAUUUCUCCAGGACCCAGAAUAAAGCAGAUCUCUGUUCAUCUCUCUGUUCACACUUCAAAUCGGUUUGGAUUUGGUUUGGUGUUGCCCGUCUCAGUAUUUCCAUCCUACAUUGAUUGUAUUCAGAGUGCAGCAGCGUCACAGUGGAGGCUCGCUGUCACAGUUCACUGUAAAUAGAUUUCGAUAAAUACAUUUCCGUUGCUGGUUUUUCAUUGGUUUGUUCCAAAACUGGCUCUUAGGUUUUUCAUUUCUAUGAUGUUUUUUACUCAAGAAAUAAAAGCAAAAAAUCUAAUUUCUAUGUCCUGUUCUAUUUUGUGAAUACAUUAUCUUAAACACUAUAAUAAAUCUACACCAGGAA
Messenger RNA from Oryzias melastigma (Indian medaka), 4540 nucleotides. It is a transcript of the gene topaz1, whose product is annotated as testis and ovary specific PAZ domain containing 1. The record is from RefSeq and is a predicted model, not a curated record. Gene Ontology annotation, biological process: spermatocyte division; spermatid development. Lineage: Eukaryota; Metazoa; Chordata; Actinopteri; Beloniformes; Adrianichthyidae.